CCCAAACCUGUCACAUCUUUACUUUUCCAAUGCUCUCAAAACCGCAUAUGACAUAGUGUUUGCUAUUGAGAUAUAUUCUCCACCAGUACAUGCAUUACAGGAAGUGAAGGGGCUUCACAGAAACCAAAAGAAAAAUUCUAAUCUAAAUAAAGACACUGGCUUCAUGACUUCCUCUGUUAGAUCGAAGCUCGGCAGUGAGGACACAUUAUAAUCAUCAGCUAUACAGCCCUCAGAACAGUUACGAUGCCAACAUCAUGGAUCUCUGAGGCAAACCAUCAUGGAUCGUAACACAUCUUCACCAGCCAUGGAAGGCCACGUCCCCCAAGUGUACCGGACUGUUAGCCUAGUGUUUUAUGGGAUUAUUUUCAUCAUAGGCAUAGUGGUCAAUCUGACCGCACUCUGGGUCUUUGCCUUGACCACUAAAAGACGGAAUUCCAUCACUGUUUACAUGAUCAAUGUCGCUUUAGUGGACCUGGUAUUUAUCUUACUGCUGCCUUUUCGAAUGGUCUACUACGGUCAAGACUACUGGCCCUUUGGAGACAUGUUCUGCAGGAUCAAUGCCGCAAUAACGGUACUCUAUCCCUGCCUGGCUUUGUGGCUCUUUGCCCUCAUUAGCACAGAUCGCUAUGUGGCCAUAGUGCAGCCACGACAUACUCGAGAACUAAAGAGCGUUCGUAAAGCCUUGCUGUCCUGUGCUUUAGUCUGGAUUAUGACUCUGGGCAGCACAGCUCCGCUUGUUCUCUUGGAGGAAGACCCUGACCGUGACUCAAACUAUACCACUUGCAUCAAGAUGCACGACAUCAUCUACUUGCGGCGCGACAAUCCCGUCCACUUCGCACGCAUUGUCUUCUUCUUCCUGGUGCCAGUGUGCAUCAUGGUGGGCUGUUACAUGAUCAUCGUAGACAACCUCAUCCACGGUCGCACGUCCAAACUGAAACCAAAAGUCAAGCAGAAGUCCAUCCGGAUCAUCAUCACAUUGAUCAUUCAGGUGCUGGUAUGCUUUGUGCCUUUUCACAUCUGUUUUGUGUCCAUGCUGCUGGCCAGCAGUGAAAGGGGUUACAACACCUGGGGGGCCUUCACCACCUUCCUGAUGAACGUGAGCACAGUGCUGGACAUCAUACUCUUCUACAUUGUGUCGAAGCAGUUUCAGGACCGUGUGAUCAGCGUGAUCUUGUACAGAAACUACCUGAGGAGCGUUCGCAGGAAGAGCCUUCACACCAACAGCAUUCGCUCGCUCAGCAACCUGACCAGUGCCAUGAUCUGAGGAAUCAUGCAGAUGAUGGUAGCAAGUAGCAACUGAAUGUAAAUGUGUCAGCUUUGAAAUUGAAAUGACAGAUCUGCAGAUCAAGAUGAAAGAUCAUACUAAAGAGUGUGACAGCAGUUCAACUCAGACAGAUCACAUGUGCUACAGUGUCUAUCACUGCUCAUUUGCAUAAGGUUAAACUUUUAUUAGUUUUGCUGCCAAAUACGCAUCUCCACACACUGUACAAUAACUUUAUGUGUGAACAUGCUGCAGGUGUGUGUGAUGUUUUUAAAAUUCAAUUUAUGAAUUGGGAUGCUUCAGUUAGAGCCACAUAUAAUGCAAUAAUUAUAAAAUGUUUAAUAGUUUUCUCGGAUACAUGUAUGAGGCUAGAAGGGUUGCACUGUAAACCCGAAUGAAUAAAUUAAUCAAUUGGUGUUUAACUUGAAUUGAACAAAUAACUGACAUACAAUAACUGAAACUGAGAUAUAUUAAGUAAAUCUAAAUUAUUAACUUUCUUUAAUGAACUUAAAAUGGAGAGUAAAUGCUAAAAUUACGUAAUGUGAGAUUUAGUAGUGCUCAGUGUUUUGCUAGGCUAAUACCAUCAUGGCAAAGAGUGGAGCAUGAGUUCGGUUUAUGAAUCUUCUUUAUUGCCUCAUUCAGCAACAUACUAAUUAUAAACAUUGCUUUACCAAAUAGUACAUUAGUAUUUGCUGAAGUAGCUAUAGCAAAUUUAAGUUUUCACUACUAAGCAUAUGGAGAUUGCGCAACAAUUAAGUUAAAUGUACUGUAUGAGUUGGCUUAAUCAAAUAUUUUACAUUAAGAGCAAUCUUAAACUGAUUUUCUUAACUUAAAAUGAAAAAAAAAAUUUCCUUCGGGUUUACAGUGUGUUGCGAGAUAAUCACAGCAAGGUCUUUGAAAUAGUUUGUAUGGCAAAACUUUCUUUGCAGUCUUUGCACAAUCUGUGCAGAACAUGUUCCUUCUUUUGCUAAGCAUGCUUUUUGUCAUACCAAGUAUGAUCUUCAAAAACACUGCAUGUCUUUGAAGAGGUUAGUUCAAAAGGAGUGCAUAGUUGUAUAUUCGGUCUUUUUAGUGUAAAACAAGAUACUACCUUUCAAUGUGGAAUGUAAUGCACAUUAAAUUUCCCUUAAAGGGAAAAGAUAAUUCAAUGUAAGAGCACUUUAUCUCUAAUAAUUUGGGUAUUUAGUGAAAAUAAAAACAAAAAACUAACAAAUCACAAAAAAAACACACACAAACACAUACACACACACACACACACACACACACACACACAAACACAGACAGUGCACCAUUUUGUUUAAUACAUGCUGAUCACAAUUAAAACAGAACUGAAACAGGAUUUUGUUAUAGCACAUGGCAAUCAACUUGACCCGUAGUAUAUAAAGGGCCAGCAGGUGGCGCUACUGACCAGGGCACAUUUAUGCUACUCUGACAGUGCUUUAUCUCAAUAUCACCAUCAGGUGGUGUCAUGUAAUGUUAACAAAUUACUUGAAAGUGGCAUUGUAUCUGCUUAUAGUUUUAAAUGAUCUUUUCAAUUAAAAUUCUCUCUUUGUUUUCACUAACGUUCUAUAAAAUAUGUAACAUGACGGAUGGACUGAUUUUUUCUUUGGGAAGUUGACACAUUCUGUGGCUAUAUAAGUGCUUCUUUUCUCAUUCUGUUAUCAUUACUCUCCAUGUAUUGCAGCUUACUGAAAGACUAAUAUUUGUCAUUUUUUAAAAAUGCCAAAUUGCAGGAUAUUUCUGAUUAUAAGACCUUAUACAUUCAUAUCAAUUUUAAACUAAAAAAAUGAUGCUGCAAAAAAAAUAAAAACAAACAAUCAAUCUGUUAUGUAUCCAAUACCCACACACUUAAUGUAUACCCUGCACUUUACUUGAUUAAGCUUAAUUAAAAUUGAUAUAUACUUCUUAAA
Messenger RNA from Puntigrus tetrazona (Sumatra barb), 3171 nucleotides. It is a transcript of the gene gpr18, whose product is annotated as G protein-coupled receptor 18. Gene Ontology annotation, biological process: phospholipase C-activating G protein-coupled receptor signaling pathway; positive regulation of Rho protein signal transduction. Lineage: Eukaryota; Metazoa; Chordata; Actinopteri; Cypriniformes; Cyprinidae. The coding region runs from base 278 to 1264 and encodes 328 amino acids. Gene Ontology annotation, cellular component: membrane. Gene Ontology annotation, molecular function: G protein-coupled receptor activity. The transcript is spliced from 2 exons. The record is from RefSeq and is a predicted model, not a curated record.